AGCGGGGUGCGAAGAUGGCGGACGAGGAGGCCGAGCAGGAGAGCCGUAGCCUAGGUGGCGACCUCCUGGAGCUGCGGCGCUUGCGAGAGCGACUAGUGGAGCUAGAGACGCGGCUGCGGGAGAGCCCUGAGCCGGCCGUGCAAGCGGCUACCGAGUACUGCAAGCAGCUCUGCCAGACUUUGCUGGAAUAUGCAGAGAAGUGGAAAACCUCUGAAGACCCCCUGCCCCUGCUCGAGGUGUACACUGUGGCCAUCCGAAGUUGCGUCCAGGCGCGCCCGUACCUUACCUCCGAGUGUGAAAACGUAGCCUUCGUGCUCGAGCGGUUAGCACUAAGCUGUAUCGAACUUCUGCUGUGUCUGCCUCUUGAUUUGCCUGAAACUAAGUGGGAAGAAUUUCAGGCUUUUGUCCAGGUGGCACAUAAAAACUUGAUGGAAAAUGGCAGCUGUGAACUGCAUAUUUUAACUACACUUACACAAGAGAAGGGAGUGUGGAAGAACCCAGUGCUGUGCAGUAUUCUUUCCCAGGAACAGUUGGAUCCAGAAAAAGUGAAUGAAUUUUUAGUGUUUGAAGGUCCUGUCCUGCUGGAUAUGCGCAUUAAGCACCUAAUGAAAACAAAGCAAUUAACUCAAGCUACUGCCCUGGCAAAACUGUGCUCUGACCAUCCAGAAAUCAGUGCAAAAGGCAAUUUCAAGCAAACCUACCUGGUCUGUCUUUGCUCAGGAUCACCAAAUGAAAAGCUAAUGGAAGAAAUAGCAGAAGUAGAUUGCAAAGAUGCUCUAGAAAUGAUCUGUAACCUAGAGUCUGAUGGAGAUGAAAAAACUGCUCUGAUUCUGUGCGCGGCGUUCUUGUCUCGCCAGCUGCAGCAAGGAGAGAUGUACUGUGCCUGGGAACUGACUCUUUUCUGGAGCAAACUGCAGCAGAGGGUAGAGCCUUCUAUUCAAGUGUAUCUAGAGAGAUGCCGGCAGCUUUCUGUGUUAACCAAGACUGUUUAUCACAUUUUCUUCCUGAUUAAAGUAAUUAAUUCAGAGAUCGACGGUGCUGGACUCGCGACCUGCAUUGAACUGUGCGUGAAGGCCUUGCGCUUGGAGUCCAGCGAGAACACGGAUGUGAAGAUCUCCAUUUGCAAGACUAUCUCCUGCUUGCUUCCCGACGAUCUGGAAGUCAAACGUGCUUGUCAGCUGAGUGAGUUUCUCCUCGAACCCACCGUGGAUGCAUACUACGCUGUGGAAAUGCUCUAUAAUCAGCCUGACCAGAAGUACGAUGAAGAGAAUCUUCCAAUACCAAAUUCUUUGCGCUGUGAACUCUUACUUGUACUGAAAACUCAGUGGCCUUUUGAUCCGGAAUUCUGGGACUGGAAGACUCUCAAGCGUCAGUGUCUGGCACUUAUGGGAGAGGAGGCAUCCAUUGUGUCAUCGAUAGACGAACUGAAUGAUAGUGAAGUCUAUGAGAAGGUCGACGACUGCGAAGAAGAGACUAAAGAGACUUCUGUGAAUGGGCUUGCUGGCACUUUAGAUGAAGCUACGAGCCUGCUUAGGGGGCUUAACGAUGAGAAACAGAAAAAGAGAGAAAUUAAAAAGCUCAGAGAGAGGGGGUUCAUAUCAGCUAGGUUUAGGAACUGGCAAGCUUAUAUGCAGUAUUGCGUGCUGUGCGACAAAGAGUUCUUAGGGCACCGAAUAGUCCGGCACGCACAAAAACAUUACAAAGACGGGAUUUACAGUUGCCCUAUUUGUGCCCAAAAUUUUAACUCUAAAGAAAGCUUUGUUCCCCAUGUAACCUUGCACGUUAAAAAAUCCAGCAAAGAGAGGCUGGCUGCUAUGAAACCUCUGAGGAGAUUGGGAAGACCUCCUAAAAUAGUAACUGCUAACGAGAGUCAGAAAACCCAAUCGGUAUCCAAACUGGAGCAGCGCCCCAUUAAGAAGAACAGCCUCUAUACGACAGACUUCAUUGUCUUUAAUGACAACGACGGCUCAGAUGAUGAAAACGAUGACAAAGAUAAACCCUACAUACCCGAGAUAGUGCCAGUCCAGAAGCCACUUCCUCUCAACGAGUUCACCUGCCCAGUAACCUUCUGUAAAAAAGGCUUUAAGUACUUCAAAAAUCUCAUAGCGCACGCAAAGGGCCACAAAGACAGCGAAGAAGCCAAGCGCUUCCUUGAAAUGCAGAGCAAAAAAGUCAUCUGCCAGUACUGUAGGCGGCACUUUGUAAGUGUUACUCACCUGAAUGAUCAUUUGCAAAUGCACUGUGGCAGCAAGCCCUACAUCUGCAUACAGAUGAAGUGUAAGGCUGGGUUUAACAGUUACGCCGAGCUGCUGAUGCACCGGAAAGAGCAUCAGGUCUUCCGAGCCAAGUGUAUGUUCCCUAAAUGUGGCAGAGUGUUCUCCGAGGCCUAUUUGCUCUACGAUCACGAAGCACAACACUAUAAUACCUAUACCUGCAAAGUGCCAGGCUGUGGAAAGGUUUACCGCUCUCAGAACGAACUGGAAAAGCACAUCGAGGACCACAACAAGCAGCAGCCUGAAAAAGUGCAGCAGCCAGAGUGCCAGACUGAUCAGCCUGAUCUCAGUCAACCUUCUAAAGAUACUGAGAACACUGACGGAGUUGCUGUUAAGGAGGAAUUGACAUCUCCUCUGGCUGACGACCAAAGCAGUUUUACUGAAGGAGAAAAUAUUGUCUGGAAUCAAGUCAAAGCAGAGCCAGUAGGGAAUGAAAGUGUAAGCGCAUCAGUGAGUAUACUGGAGCAAAGUGAUUCCUUGCCUAGUGUUGCUUCGGAGCAGUCUUCUGCAGAUUCAGUGAAGACAGAAGUGGCAAUUCCAGCAAGCAGCAUGAAGGUGACUACAGUUAACCAGAAAAUCCUAGAUAGCUUGGCAAAAAGAGGUAAAUUGCCUGCUACUGACAUUCAGGUAGAUCCUACUAAACCUGGAGCCCAGCUGUUGUGCUCAUCGGUUGACUCUUGUCUUCCAGUUUUCCAAGAGAGAAAGGAAGAAGACCACCUCAGUCAGAGUAUUCAGAAUGUGCCUGCCACCUCAGACACUCUCAAACCACAAGCCCUCGAAUCAAAAAGCUUAGAAAGACAAGUGAGCAUUGUAAAUCCAUUCAACCUGCAGAACCAGGCAGGCUAUCGAAACAGUGUACCCAUCCCCAAACUUGACCUUGAGGACAGUAUUAAGGCUGCAGCUAACCUCUAUAACCUGCCUUUAAAAACAUUAGAAAGUAUUACCUUUGUUCCUUCGCAGCCCAACAUCAAUAACUCCAUAGCUCCAGCCGUGCCGCCACCAGCACCCCCCAUCCAGAAGUUUAACUGCCAGGUCGAGGGCUGUACUCGAACCUACAACUCUUCGCAGAGCAUUGGCAAACACAUGAAGGCAGCACACCCUGACCACUACGCCGCUUUUAAACUGCAGCGGAGAAACAAGAAACCCCGCAAAUCUGGCAGCCUGCAGCACAUGCCUGGCGACGGGAAGAUCGUCUACCUCGCACUGUCGCAAGUGGGCAACCCCAGCGCUGCCGCUUUUACCGCGCAGAGCAAACCCGCUUUGAAUCCCGCCUGUUCCAGUCAGGUCCAACACGUCCCGAGUACACUUUUCCCAACCCACCUUGAAAACGUGGCCAAUCCUAUGUUGCCUGUAGUAGACAGCGUCAUAAGCCCGAGUUUGUCUGCUCGUAUUAAAAGCGAGCCCGAGAGUGUUUUGUGUUCACAGAUGGAAAAUCUGUCUGGUGCAGCUUUGCCUUCCCAGUUGGAUGACCUGGCAAAAACAGUUAUGCCUCUGAAUAUCGACGGCAAUUCAGACCCUUUUCUUCCUUUGCCCGCAGAGAAUGGCCCUCUCUCUCUCUUCCCUUCGUCGGCAGAGAACCCUCCGAAUUCAGUCUUCUCACAGGUGGAAAAUCACACAAACAGCUUUUCAUCGCAAUUAGAAGGAAACACUAGUUCUGCCUUCCCAAAAGAGGAAACUGUUGAUCAAAUAUUUCCCUCACGACUGAGUGCCGAAAAUACCUUCAGUGAAACCACUUUGCAACACCCAGCUUCAGAAAAGAUCAGAAGAGAUCACUGCCAGGGCCCGAACGGCAAAGAGAGGAAGCCAAAGCAUAACAAGCGGGCCAAGUGGCCAGCAAUAAUUAGGGAUGGCAAAUUUAUCUGUAGCAGAUGUUUCAGAGUUUUUACUAAUCCUAGAUCACUUGGUGGUCACUUAUCCAAGAGGUCUUACUGUAAGCCUCUCGAUGGAUCAGAAAUUUCUCCGGAAGCUUUGCAGGCUAACGGACAGUCUUUGCUUGCCAGUAUGAUCCUUUCCUCAAACCCACUAAACCUGCAUCCACCCCAGGAGUCCGCUUUCAAUCCAGAGAUGUAUUUUAAAGAUCCAUCGUUCCUCCAGUUGCUUGCAGCUGAAAAUCGCUCCACGGCCUUACUGCAGACUAUGUUUCCACGGGUCAGCAUGGCUAACUUUAACACCGGUGGGAACGAGGAAGGAAAUCAAAUCAUAAAGCAAGCCUUGGAAACUGCAGGGAUCCCCAGUACCUUUGAUAACCCAGAAAUACUUCCACAUGUAGUUGCGGGUCGCGUCGCUGGUACAGCUCAGAUCAAUGCAGCUCUCCUCCCUAACUCAACCACAUCCCCUCUCCUGCAGACAGUCUGUAACCCCAGUCCCCUGCUAACAGACCAAAACAGGAUCCUCAAUGCCAAAAUUCCUCCCAUAAACGAAUGCAAAAGUUUGCCUGUUUUUGCAACAGAGGACUUGAUGCUAAAGACUCUUGAGAGCGGGCUGUGUCCUAGCUCCUUUUCUAAUGCUGUAGCAGCUGCACAAAACUUUGCAGGUAGCAGUUCACGAGUUUCGGUUAUAAGCGGUCCCCAAAAUUCAGGAUCAAGUGACUUGAAUAAGAAGGGAACCAGUGCUUCGAAGAGGAAGAGAAAAGCAACAGCGCCCUUGCUCACGCCCAGUACACCACAAAAAGUAGCAGUAAAUAACGUCCCGAUGGUGGGACUCAUGAUGAAAAGCACUGAAGGAAACAGGCAAAUCCAGGGAGAAAGUUUUCAGGCCAACUUGCUGGCAAAUUGUGGCUCUCAAGCCAUGGUGGAGAACCUCACGCAGAAACUCAAUAAUGUUGACAAUCAGUUACUUAUGGCCAGUAUCAAAGAGAACUUCAAAACAAAUCUGGAGCCUCACACGAUGCUACCCCCUUUGACAGUAAAAACUGAAAACGGGGAUUCCCAGAUGAUGCCUGUAACUCCUUGUGUGCAGCCAAAUGGGGAGGAACGGCUCUCAGAAGACAAUGUCAUGCAGAACUUUGAAAAAACUCUGGAAAUAAUUAAAACUGCUAUGAAUUCACAGAUACUUGAAGUGAAAGCUGAAAUUCAGGAUACCAUCGCUGCUGCAGGACAGGCCUUGCAAGUUAAUAGCACUCAGGCUUCCUUGGGAAGCUCUACCCACAGUGUGAGAGUCCCCGUUCCUACGCAGUUUGCUGUGCAUGCAGGGAGCGUCACUGCUGCAAAGAGCUCUGCUCAGCCUGAACCAUCUCAAAAAGAUGAUACUCAAAUAUUGGAAAUUUUGGAGGGCUUGCAAAAACUGAAGCUAGAAAGCGAUCCGCCCAUUCAGGUUCCUGAGACCAUUUCUCAUUAUCCUCCGACGGUUAGGCUAGCACCAGCAAUUCCUGUCCUAUCAGCUGAAAACAGACUCCUGGGCCAGAUGUCUUCAGAGGCAAAAAACAUUCAGUUUAGCGACAAAGUGAAUAAGCCUUUUGUCUGUCAGAAUCCAGGCUGCAGCUAUAGCGCUAUGACCAAGGACGCCUUGUUUAAACACUAUGGCAAGAUUCACCAGUACACGGCGGAAAUGAUACUGGAGAUCAAGAAGCAUCAGCUGAAGUUUGCUCCUUUCAAAUGCGUUGUAACUACCUGUCCCAAAACGUUCACCAGAAACUCUAACCUGCGGGCACACUGCCAGCUCGUGCACCACUUCACCACAGAGGAGAUGGUGAAAUUGAAAAUUAAAAGGCCUUAUGGCAGGAGGCCUCAAAAUGAAGUCAUAAACGUCACCCCACAACCUGUUGAAAUAAAACCUUUGCAGACACUACUCCUAGAAAACAAAACCACAGCUCCGUUGGUGAGUGAAGCUCAGGUAAAAGAAGUUGUAGAGCCUGUCUUGGAAAAAAUUCUGCCUGACAAUAACAUUCCUGAAAGACUGGAAAAGUCUCCUCAGGUGGUUUUUGUUCCACCAGAGCAGCAGAACGCAGCUUCUCUUGGUAAUGCAGAGGAUGAAUCCAAAGCACACAAGGUUAGGAAAUACAGGAAGGAAAAAGAGGAGAGGAAACGUAGGAAGCCCAUAACAAAAUCUCUGGAGUUCCCCCCUCGGUACAGCCCUUACAGACCUUACCGCUGUGUCCAUCAGGGCUGCUUUGCGGCUUUUACGAUACAGCAAAACCUAAUCCUCCAUUACCAAGCCGUGCACAAAUCAGACCUCCCUGCCUUUUCUACUGAAGUGGAGGAGGAGAGCGAGCCAGGCAAAGACGAACAAGAAGAGGUAGAAACCAAACCCUCCGUCAGAGAGUUCAGGUGCGAGGUGAACGACUGCUCUCGCAUCUUCCAGGAAGUUACCAGCUUGAUACAGCAUUACAUGAAGCUCCAUAACAUGUCCGCGGAGCAGAUUGGAAACAUGAAAUCGGCGCCAGAAGUGGGAAGGUUUUUCUGUGAUCAGCCUCAGUGCAAGUCUGCUUUCACGACGCCUGUGAGCUACGCAGCGCAUCUCGAGGCGGAUCACAGCGUCAAGGCAAAGCCCACCAAAGUAGAAGAUGAUGGCGUCUUCAGGUGCGACUGCGAAGGCUGCGACCGGAUUUAUGCUACUAGGUCUAACCUCCUGAGGCAUAUUUUUAACAAGCAUAAUGACAAACAUAAAGAUCAUCUUAUAAGACCCAGGAGACUGACAACUGGGCAGGAAAACAUUUCCAGCAAAGCAAAUCAGGAGAAACCACUCAAGUCCAGACAGAGAGGGCUGAAAAACAGAUCGGGAAAAGAAGGUAACAGGCUGUCGAUGAAAACAAAGCGGAAGAGAAACACGGGCUUGGAACCCAGAAACUCCAAAGCCAUGCAGGUUCCAGACAACAAGGCUUACUCUCUGAAGCGCGGCAAGCACGUGUACUCCAUCAAGGCCAGGAACGACGCCUUGUCGGAGUGCACCAGCAGGUUCAUCACUCAGUAUCCUUGCAUGAUCAAAGGAUGUUCCUCUGUAGUUACCAGUGAAAGCAACAUCAUAAGGCAUUACAAAUGUCACAAACUGUCCAAAGCAUUCACUUCCCAACACAGGAAUCUCCUCAUUGUCUCCAAAAAGCACUCUGUCCCCCAAGAGAAGGAAGCCUCUUGCGAGCAGGAGGAGGGUGACAAAAAGGGCGAUGCGAAAGAGCCCGACCCAAGCUUGACAGCGAGCAAUAACGACACAAGCACACCUACGCCGCCACAGAAGGAAGCUGAAAACGGCGAGAAGGAUGAGGUGGAUGAACUGACAGAGCUGUUCAUUACUAAACUGAUCAAUGAGGAUUGUUCGAGUGCUGAAAAUCCACCCAAAAUUUCUUCCAGUGUAAAUAGUGACUUACAGGAGGCCAGCUCCUGCCCCUUAGAAAAGCAAAAACCAAACAACUUGAAAAGAGCAAACAAAGAGAAAAACCUCUCUCAGAAUAAGAGGAGGAGAGCUGAAAAAGCAGAGGAAGCGCUGCCUGCUGAGCUGAGUGGUGUGCACAGGGAGGAGGAGACUGCCGUGGCCAUCCAAACAGCCGAGGAGCAGCCUGCCCCUUUCGACUGGAGCUCCUUUAAGCCGAUGGGUUUUGAAGUGUCAUUCCUCAAGUUCCUCGAAGAGUCUGCCGUGAAGCAAAAGAAAAACAACGAAAGAGACUACCACAGCAGCACAACCAAAAAAGGAUCCCACGCCAACUCCCGGAAACCCAGCGAGAAAACCCCCCCGGUAGCACCUAAUAACACCUCCUGGCCCUGCUCCGACACCGAAACCCUCGUGCCCUUCGCCAACCCCUCGCAGCUCCCCUGCGCUGAUAACGUCAAGAUCGUUUUAGACAAGACCUUCAGAGACUGCAGCGAGCGAGCGCUGAAGCAGCUUCAGGAGAUGAAACCCAUCGUCAGCUUGAGGAAGCUGGAAGGGCACUGGGAGGAUAAUCCAGAGGUGACAGCUGCAAGACUUACCGUGGUGGGUACCAAGGAGAGGGAGAAAAAAUACUGAGCGCCUGAUACGCUGUUAACUGUGACCUUGAAUACAACCGAUUUUGACUAGGAAGCCAUCAAGCAUGCUGGUAUCUGUGGAGCUCUUUUUGAUUUCAAAGUGGUCGAAUCUAGACAAAAAAAGAAACAAAAAUCAAGAAAAGAAAAAAAAAAAACCAUGACAGGAGUCAUGGAAAUGUCUUAUUUGUUUUUAUCCCUAUGGGACUUGAAGAACAGAGGAAUUGCUUCAGUUCUGUAAAUAACUCAGAUCGAAAAACAAACCUCAACUUUCUAUGGGACUGUUCCUUUCCAUGAACUGAAUCUUUGUGAGUUGUCUGUGAUUGGUAAUCUUUCACCAGGUCACUGCUCAUGUAUAACAGUUCUCUUUCUUUGUAGAUACGGGUUUUGGGUUUUUUUGGGGGAGUGGAGGGGGGGAGGUCGAGGGUUUGGGUUCCUUUUGGUUUUGUAUAUAUUUAUUAUUGUAAAUCAUUUGCUGCCACCAGCAGUCUGUAAGUCUAAACUAUUAAAUAGACACAUUUCUAUUGGGAACUUUAAUUUGUUAACUCAGCGAGCCAACUUUUUCACACUCUGUCCUUGAAAAUCCUUUUCAGUUAAGAACUUUUAAACUAAACACCAAAACCAAACUAGCUGAAGUCUGCCCAAAUCCAGUUUUAUUCUUGCCUAAAACAUUUCUUGAGAGGAGAGGAGCUGGAUAAGAUAUCAUGGACUAAAACCUACUGACCCACACUCACAUUUGUACAUUGAGAACAUCCUGAAGUCUGCCCAAAUCCAGUUUUAUUCUUGUUUGCCCAAAUCCAGUUCUACUCUUGCCUAAAGCAUUUCUUAGCAGGAAAGGAGCUGGAUAAGGUUUCAUAGACUAAAACCUACUGAGCCACACUCAUUUUUCUACGUUGGGAACGUCCUGAAGUCUGCACAUAUCCAGUUUUAUUCUUGUCUGCCCAAAUCCAGUUUUAUUCUUGUCUGCCCAAAUCCAGUUUUAUUCUUGUCUGCCCAAAUCCAGUUUUAUUCUUGUCUGCCCAAAUCCAGUUUUAUUCUUGUCUGCCCAAAUCCAGUUUUAUUCUUGCUUAAAACAUUUCUUGACAGGAGAGGAGCUGGAUAAGAUCACAUUUCAUAGACUAAAACCUACUGACCCACACUCAUGUUUGUACAUUUGGAACAUCUUGAAGUCUACCUAAAUCCAGUUUUGCUCUUGCCUAAAGCAUUUCUUUACAAGAGAGGAGCUGGAUAAAAUUUUAUAGACUAAAACCUUCUGACCCACACUCAUGUUUGUACAUUUGGAACAUCUUGAAGUCUGCCCAAAUCCAGUUUUAUUCUUGCCUAAAACAUUUCUUGAGAGGAGAGGAGCUGGAUAAGAUAUCAUAGACAAAAACCUACUGACCCAUGCUCAUUUUUGUACAUUGGGAACAUCCUGAAGUCUGCCCAUAUCCAGUGUAAUCCAUCUCUGCCCAUAUCCAGUUUUAUUACUGCCUAAAACAUUUCUUGAGAGGAGAGGAUCUGGAUAAGGUCACAUUUCAUAGACUAAAACCUGACCUGUGCUCGUUUUUGUACAUUGGGAACAUCCUGAAGUCUGCCCAUAUCCAGUGUUAUCCUUAUCUGCCCAUAUCCAGUUUUAAUCUUGCCUACAACAUUUCUUGUGAGGAGAGGAGCUGGAUAAGAUUUCAUAGACCAAAACCUACUGCCCCACACUCAUAUUUGUACACUGGGAACAUCCUGAAGUCUGCCCAAAUCCAGUUUUAAUCUUCCCUACAUUUCUUAGCAGGAGAGGAGCUGGAUAAGAUUUCAUAGACUAAAACCUACUGCCCCACGCUGCUGUUUGUACAUUGGGAACAUCCAAGCUCUCUAGAUGAUAUUAUUCUGUAGUUAACUCAUAACUACAAUCAUUUUCUUAUAGCUACAUUAUUUUUUGGGGGGUGUGUGUUUCAUAGCUUUGAAUUGGACACAAAGCAUUUCAGAUUCCAUAAUUGAAAGGAAAUAACGAACCUAGUUUGCUACAUGGGAGGUUUAAAAGCGCUCUUUGGUAUUAAAAGAACCCAUUUGUGAAUGUGAUAGACAUUUAGUAGUGUUGGAGCAGUGUAUAUAUUUGAGGUGGUGAUUUGUGAAGUAGCCCAGUAUUGCCUUAAAUAAAAAUCACAUUUCAUUUCUUGUUUUACACAUGUGAUCUUAUACAAAAAGGUUAUUUUUUGUUUGUUUGUUUCUUCCUUUCUUUUGUUGGUUGGUUGAUUUGUUUCAUUUUUGUAACUUAGAUUUUGGUCUAGAGGUUUAAUUUUUGUUUAAAAAGGCAAAGCAAAACACAAAACUACUUCAGAAACCUUUCCUUUCUUUUUUUUUUUGUUGUUGUUGUUGCUGUUGUUGUUUCUUUGUUCCUUUGUUUUGUAAAUAGUGGGUUUAUAAAGCAGAUGGUUUAUUUUGAUAAUACCAGUUUGGUAUCUAUCUCUUUAAAAAAAGACAAACCCUGUGUGAGUCCUGAUGCCAUACCCUGACAAACUGAAUAAAAGAAGGCACUUUCUGAAA
Molecule: messenger RNA, 10717 nt
Organism: Pogoniulus pusillus (Red-fronted tinkerbird)
Lineage: Eukaryota; Metazoa; Chordata; Aves; Piciformes; Lybiidae
Gene: ZNF292
Product: zinc finger protein 292
Exons: 8
Coding region: 15-8207 (2730 amino acids)
Biological process (GO): regulation of transcription by RNA polymerase II
Cellular component (GO): nucleus
Molecular function (GO): DNA binding; DNA-binding transcription factor activity, RNA polymerase II-specific
Source: RefSeq, a predicted model, not a curated record